Molecule: messenger RNA, 693 nt
Organism: Seminavis robusta
Lineage: Eukaryota; Bacillariophyta; Bacillariophyceae; Naviculales; Naviculaceae
Source: the annotation of a GenBank genome assembly
AAAUGUUUUAGCCAUCUUGACUGGCUUCUAUCGAAGGUCGCUGCCUCCAACCCUCCAUCCUUUCGAGAUCAUGCAACAACAAUAAAGCGACGACCAUGAGCGACCCCGCCACACAAGAGCCCACCGAAGACCUAACUUCAGGUCCGUUCACAGUCCUCUACAAGGCCGUCAAGGGUAACCUGCAAGUCUUGGUCAAUGUCAGAAAUAAUCACAAGCUCUUGGGGAGGGUGAAAGCCUACGACAGGCAUAUGAACCUGUUAAUGGAAGACGUGAAAGAAACCUGGACAGAGACUUCCAAGGGUGGAAAAGGAAAAAAGAGGGGAACCGUGGUCAAUAAAGAUCGAUAUGUUAGCAAAAUGUUCCUUCGUGGUGACUCCGUGAUUUUGAUUGUCAGCAAUCCAGCCUCUUUGGUAAACACUGCUGCAGCAGAAGCAUCAUGAUAAGAUUUAUUCUAAAGGAAUGCCAUCAAAAUCAAAAAGUUUGCUUCCAUGAUUUUUUUUUCAGGGAAGACAAGGCACAAAUUGACGGUUGGGCUUCCAUGUAUUGCAGGGCAUUCAUCCAAGGCCGUUUCACAAGCAACACGAGAACAACAGGCAACAGUUACAUCCCCAAGACCUUGAAUGGCCGGAGGUGCCACUAUUGUGUACACGUAUUUCCAAUUUAAGCGUAAAUCAAAGCAGUUGCCAUCCUUGC